AUGAAGAAUAAUCUGUCACUAUCAGCUAUUCUCGAAAAGGCUCGUGAAUUGUUGCCCAUCGCUGCUUUGGGGUUCUCUUACAUCAAAGACGGGGCAGAGAUUCCAUUGGAGGACAACAAUGUUUUUGUUUCCCUCAUCACAAGACCAAAUCUGAAUGAACGUAUCAUAAGAGUGAAGAAUUUACAAGAUGAUUUCUCCAGUUUCACGAGCAUCAAGGAUGCGUUGCAUCUUGUUGAUGCAACCUCUGACGACGUCAGGCUUCCUGUCUCCAAUGAUAAGUUCCCAAAACCGUUGACAGAAUUUAGCGAACCGCAAAUCGAAGAGCUUGUUCAUGCAAUUGACACUAUUAGAAGGCGCAAAGAGGUUGUACCCAUUGAACAAUCCUACGAGGCAACAAGGCGUCUCUAUAUUGAUCCAAUACUACUCGCGUCUGCUCGGGUGGCAGGAGGCGAAGAGAAAGAUAUUAAGAUGAUGGUGGAGCAGGUUUAUGAGAGUGAAGAUGUCAAUGGGCCAAUCGACUAUGUCUUUAGUUUCAAUGAUGUCACUAUAUGUGUGACGGAAGGGAAGAAGGACAGUCUUGACAGAGGCAUUGCACAAAAUAUUGCACAGCUGGUGGCGGUGAGAGAUACCAACACCCGAAAACGAAAACGAAAGCAUCAUGAAAUGGAAAAGGAACAACAAACUAUCUUUGGCAUAGCCACCACUUAUGUUGAAUGGUCAUUCAUCAGGUUAGAGGGUUCUACAAUUAAUUGUACAAACAACACACAGGUCCAUCAGCUCGGAGAAACCGGACGACAUUAA
Messenger RNA from Seminavis robusta, 801 nucleotides. NCBI's taxonomy places the organism in Eukaryota, Bacillariophyta, Bacillariophyceae, Naviculales, Naviculaceae. The record is from the annotation of a GenBank genome assembly.